CUCUCCACCUAAAAAGACCCCAACAACACUCCACUUCACACCGACACCGUUUCGUUUGGGUCGUUCUUUGCUAUGGAAACGAAAUGUCAGUUCGUUGAAAAAUGUUGUCUAAGCACAACAGCCAUACGGACGUCGUCGGUUGGUUUCGUUUUGCGUUUGUUCCAUCGACAACAACUAUGCUUGUUCUUCUUCUACUUCGUGCACAAGUUCAUCGAGUUUGUUAUGAUGGAUGGAUGCAAUGACAAUUUAUGUUUGUUAUUCGUGUGUUUUUUUUGUAUUCCAAAGCCCAAUCCAAUGAAAUGAAUGUUUGAUGGAAAUUGUUUAUUAAAAGAAAAAGUAGGCCCGAUUAUUUGGGCUGCCAUGAAAAUUGAAACAAAGAAAAAGAACAGCAAGUGAAUGUGUUUUGUCAAUUCUAUUUCAAUUUGUAUUUCCUUGCAAUUAUAUCCCAGUCUUUGAAUAAUUAAUAAAUGUAAACAAAAACAACACGGUCUCUCUCUGGCGAAAAAGUGAAACAAUUUGGCGCGCCAUUUCUUUUUGAAGGCAAAAAUGCAAAAAAAUUAAAUUGUAAAAUAGAAAGAAAAGCAAAUGAAAUGAAAAAAGUUUAGUUAAUUUAUGCAAAAAAUAGUUGCAUUACAAACGGGGUCAUAGCUUAAGAAACUACUUUAAAGAAGAAAGUAGUGAGUCCCUGGCCACAGUUCACGUGGAAAUCAAGUCUUGUCUUCCCAUGCUAAGGCAAGAAUUGCAAAUAUAUCAACAAAAUGGCGUCUAAUUGUAUAAUAAUAACAUUGCCACCAUGUACGUUUUUCAAUGUAAAUAUAACAAGUAAAGCUUACAAUAAAUAAGACGCCCUUCCCGCCGGAGUAAAGAUUAAAAUGGACUAAGGAACAUCUUCUUAAAAAAGGAAGUCAAAAUAAAAAAGACAAAGUCUAAGCAAUAAAUGACGGCCUAAGAAAAAUUAAAAGCAAUCCAAGAAUCUUGAAAAAAAGACAAGAAACUUCAAUAAAAUAUUAAAAACAAACAACUUGCCCAAAGACAACCUAGAGUAUUAUUUAAAAAACAAAAAAUAAGCAACAACUACAACAUAGAACAAAACCUCAAACAACUGAAAUUGUAAAAUAAAAAUUACUUACAAUUUAUUAAACAACAAAAAUUAACAGCCCUAACUUCGUUUCUACGCCACGGCGAAGUUUUGGCAGAAUAUAAUUAGAUACACAUAAAUAGUUGGCGCCCAAUUGAAAAUCCAGCAGCAGCAACAAAGAGCAACAAAACGUUGAGGAAAAUUUGUUCUUUAUGGAUGCAGGAGGUCUUCCAGUCUACCAGAGCGCCAAUCAGGCAGCCGCCCAACAACAACAACAGCAGCAGCAGCAACAACAACGCCACCAACAACACCAGCAACAUCAAUUGAAUAUUCAAUUGCAGCAGCAGCAACAUUUGCAACAUCAUCAACAACAACUGCAGCAACAUCAAAACAUAAGCUUACAUUUGCAACAGCAGCAGCAGCAACAACAACAACAGUUACAGGCAUCACAGCAACAACACGUUCACAAUGUGCAACAGCAACAGAUCCAGGUGCAACAGCAACAACAAACGCAACGUUCGCCCUAUCAUCAAUCAAAUGCUGCAACAAAUUCCAGUCCAGGAUGCUCAAUUGGCGGCGGCCUUGGACCUGGCGGCAACGGAACUGGCGGCUCUGGCCAAACAAACACAAAUUCGGGCAUGCCCUCGCAACAGCAACAACAGCAGCAGUCUCAGGGCCUUAACAACAACGGCCUCAAUGCCGUGCCCUCGCCCCAGGGCGGUGGACUCAUGGGCGACAUUGUGCCACCGAAACGCCAACAAAUGUUCGAACGUUUACGACGCCGCAUGGAAAACUAUCGACGCCGUCAAACCGACUGUGUGCCACGCUACGAACAGACAUUCAGCACUGUGUGCGAGGCGCAGAAUCAUGAGACGAGUGCUCUGCAGAAACGCUUCCUCGAGAGCAAGAACAAACGAACGGCCAAAAAGACGGAGAAGAAGCCCACAGAAAGCGCCACAACAAUGUUGUCCAGUAAUCUGCAAAGCAGUGUUCAUGUGCAACAAAAGUUCUUAAAACGACCCGCUGACGAUGCCGACAAUGGUGCCGAAAAUUUCGAACCGCCCCACAAAUUGCCCAACAACAACAACAAUUCCAAUAACAGCAAUAAUAACAACAACAACAAUGGCUCCGAGAAUCUAAAAUUCUCUGUGGAAAUUGUCCAGCAACUGGAGUUCACCACCUCGGCGGCCAAUUCUCAACCCCAGCAGAUAAGCACCAAUGUCACAGUGAAAGCCCUGACCAAUACCUCCGUGAAAAGUGAACCGGGUGUAAGUGCAAGCGGCGGUGGGCCAGGCGGUACCGGUGGACCCGGCGGUGGUGGUGGUGGUCCCCAGGGCAGUGAUCCCCAACAUAAUGGUAACAAUAACAACAACAACAAUCGCGGUGGCAUGCAUAUGGGCAGUGGUGCAGGCAGUGCUUCGAAUCUAAUGGGUGGCCAUAACAUGAAUGCAGCUCAGCAGCAGCAGCAGCAACAACAACAACAACAGAAACCCAACAACAUGGGUGGUUUGGGCAAUUUGGUGGAGUGUAAACGUGAACCGGACCACGAUUUCCCCGAUUUGGCCGGCUUGGAGAAGGAUGGCGGUCCGAACAGUAACUUUCCCGCCUUUACCGAAUUCAUGGGAGACGACGGCGCCGUGGGCAAUGAAACCUUCAAGGAUCUCAUCAAUGACUUGCAAGAUUUCAAUCCUGGCUUUUUGGAUGGCCUCGAUGAGAAACCCCUGAUGGACAUCAAAACAGAGGAUGGCAUUAAGGUGGAACCGCCCAAUGUCCAGGCCUUGAUUGAUAGCUUGAAUGUCAAGUCGGAAAAUGCCAUGGCUCAGUUUAAUGCAGCCUUUGGAGGUGGUGGUGGUCCAAAUCCAGGUGGUCCCAAUGUUGGCAGCGGAAUGGGUGGCGGACCCAUGGGUGGGGGACCAGGUGGUCCCAACAAUGAUCCGCAAGGCAUGAACAAAAUGCGUUCCCAGUUCCAGAAUGGUCCCAACACAGGACCCAUGUCCGAAUUAUCACUUGCCGCCCAAACCCUCAAACAAAUGGCCGAACAACAUCAGCACAAGAAUGCCAUGGGUGGCAUGAAUUUCCCCCGGCCGCCCAUGCAUCAGGGUCAGCAGAAUCAAAUGAUGGGUGGUGGCGGUGGUGGUCCCAAUGGUCGUUACAAUGACUAUGUUGGUGGUUUUGGAGGGCCCAAUGAUUUCAUGCAGGGUCCCAAUGGUCCCCAACAGCAUCCGCAACAUCAAAACAUACCACCCCAAUUCCAGCAAAAGGCUCAGGGUGGUCCCAUGGGUGGCAACAAUGUACAGCAGUCCUUCUUGGACAUUAAACAGGAGCUCUACUAUUCCUCACAGCAGAAUGAAUUCGAUCUCAAGCGUCUUCAGCAGCAACAGCAAAUGCAGCAGCAGCAACAACAACAACAGCAGCAGCAGCAUAUGUCACAAGCCAAUAUGGGUAAAAUGGGACCCAAUGGGCCCAUGGGUGGUGGUGGCGUUGGUGUGGGCAAUUUCCCCAAACCCAAUGGUCCCGGACAACAGCAAUCUCAAACCCAAAAUCCAAACCAACAACCCCAAUACUCGCCCUACAAUUCCCCCAUGGGUCCGGCCGGAGGCGGUGGUGCCGGCGGACCUGGCAUUCCCGGUGGUUCCCAGGGUGGUAUGGGACCAAACUUUAUGCAAGGACCUGGACCACGCGGUGGACCAGGCAUCGGUGUUGGUGGUAUGGGACCCAACCAAGGUGGCCCAUCAAAUGGUCCACCCAACAUGUCACCAGUCCAGCAGCAGCAACCACAGUCGCAACAACAACAGCCACAAAAUGCCAAUGCCCGAGGUCCCAACUCACAACAGAAUUUACCGAAUAUGGGCAGCGCGGGACCAAAUAUCAAUAAUCAAAAUGGUCCGAAUUCGGGACCGAAUCUAAAUGGUCCCGGCAAUGGACCGGCGGCCGGUCAGCAGCAAGGUAAUCCAAAUAUGCCACAGCAACAACAACAGCAGCAGGCCCAACAAACCACCACAACAACGUUGCAAAUGAAGCAGACGCAACAGUUGCAUAUUUCACAGCAAGGUGGCGCUCAUGGUAUUCAGGUCUCGGCUGGACAACAUUUACAUCUCAGCGGUGAUAUGAAAAGUAAUGUGUCGGUGGCUACGCAGCAGGGAGUGUUCUUCAAUCAACAGCAGCAGCAGCAACAACAACAACAGCAGCAACAAAAUACUCAAAAUACUCAGCAACAACAAACGCCUGGCAGCAAUGCCGGUGGUCCCAAUGGCCAACAGCAACCUCAACAGCAACAACAGCAGCAGCAGCAACAACAACCAAAUCAAAAUAUGAACAAUAAUAACGGUGCUUCCGAUGGUGGCUUUAGCAUGUCACAAACACAGUCCAUGAAUUUCUCCCAACAACAAUCACAAAAUCCCGCAGCAGCUGGCGGAGGACCCCAGCAACAACAACAGGUGCCACCAAACAUGAGACAGCGUCAAAAUCAAAACCAAAAUCCAGCAGCAGCAGGUCCGGGCAAUAAUGGGCCAGGUCCAAAUGUGUCGGCGACGGGACCGAAUGGUGGUCCCAAUGUUGGACCAGGCCUUAUGAACAAUCCUCAAGUCCCUGGUGGUGGUCCAAAUGUGGGUCCAGGGCCCAAUAGCGGACCCAUGAACUCAAUGGGAGGACCAGGUGGCAAUGGUCCCAAUGUACCCGGUCCAAAUGUUCCCGUUAUGGGUGGACCCAAUGGUCCUAUGGGUGGCAUGGGGCCGGGCGGCAUGGGCGGUGGUGGUGGUCCCAAUCAAAUGAUGUCGGCCGGAGGUAUGAAUCCCAAUGCUGGACCCAAUCCAGCCAUGAUGAUGUGUCCCGGCGGUCCCAAUGGGCCACCCAUGAACAUGAAUCAAGCUAAAUUCCGUCAGCAACAAGAAAUGAUGCGUGCUCAAGUCAUGCAACAGCAUGGCAUUGGUUCUCGACCCCCACCACCGGAAUACAAGGCCACACAGGCGCAGCUAAUGCAGGCCCAGAUGAUGCAGCAGACGGUGGGCGGUGGUGGACGUUUCCCCAAUGCAGCAGCGCAGGCGGCGGCAAUGCGACGAAUGACCCAACAGCCGAUACCGCCAUCAGGUCCCAUGAUGCGUCCCCAACACUCUAUGUACAUGCAACAUUCCGCUGGAGGACCACGCUCUGCCAUGGGUCCCUAUGGUGGACCAAUGGGUCCUGGUGGUCCCCAAAGACCGCCUAAUGUUCAAGUAUCUCCCGAUGGCAUGCCUGUGGGCUCACAACAAGAAUGGCGUCACAUGAUGAUGCAACAGCAGCAGAUGGGCUUUUCUGGACCCGGUGGUCCAAUGAGACAGGGAGCGGGAGGUUUCAAUGGUGGAUUCAUGGGCAGCGGAGGCGGUGGUCCCGGCAUGCCUAAUGGUCCCAAUGGUGGUGCUGUCGGCAUGGGUGGUCCCAACCCUGGCAUGCAGCUAACACCCGCUCAAAUGCAACAGCAAAUGAUGCGUCAACAACAAAUGCAAAACCAACAAAUGAUGGGCGGCGGCCCCAAUGCCAUGCAAAUGCAACAAAUGAUGCAACAACAGUCCAUGCAGCAACAAGGCGGUCCCGGUGGUCCUGGCGGUGGCAUGAUGACACAAAUGCAAAUGACCAGCAUGCAUAUGUCACAAACCCAAAUUAGCAUGCAACAACAACAACAAUUUGUCCAACAAACCGCCACCGCCACACACCAACAACAGCAAAUGCUACAAAUGUCACAAGGUGGCGGUGUUGGUCCAUCGGGUGCUGGUGGCGGCGGCGGCGUACCGGGUGGUCCCAACGGACCCGGCCUCGGUCCCGGUGGCAACGGCAACAAUGUACUCUCCUCAACAUCUGCCACAGUAUCAUCCGUCUCCAGCGUCGUGGCCACAGCGAACAGUGCCAAUAGCAUGAAUCAAGGCAUCAAUUCGGUGGUUGGCAACUCGAAUGAUUUGUGUCUCGAAUUUUUAGAUAAUUUACCCGUUGAUGGUGGUAAUUUCUCAACACAAGAUUUAAUCAAUUCACUAGAUAAUGAUAAUUUUAAUAUACAAGACAUUUUGCAAUAGACAUAUUAAAACAAACUUACAUAUACAUAUAUUUAAUCACACACACACACACACCCGCAUACAUCUACAUUUACAUUUGCAAAAAUGAAAAACAAAAAACAGAAAAUCAAAUUUUGAAAUUGAAAAAUGAAUGCCACAAAGAAAAAAAAAUUGAAAUUAAUCGAGUAAGAAAAAUUGUUGCUUUGUUGUUGAUAUUGAGUUAGGCAAAAAGUUUGCAAAAUUUGGUCUUUGUUUUGUAUGACGGACGAUGCGAAAAUGAAUUCGAGGGAAACACAUAAUUUCAAAUGAAUUCGAAUUUUUUUGGAGUAAAAUUCAAAAUUCGAAAGACAUAUUAUUUGAAAUGGUGUAUUUCUUUCGCAUUCGUCAUACCAAAACAGGCACUGAGUCAGAAAUUUUAGUAACGGGACUACAAAGUUCAUGGAUUAUUAUCAAUAUUAUAUGGCGAUCUGGUAAGAUCUUAAAAAGGUAUAUCAAAAUGUCGUUAAAUUUACAUUUUUUUACUUUGCUUUUUGUUAACAAAGUUUCAUGAGAUUUCAAAAUGCAAAUUUUAGGUAAUACCAGAUUGAUAUACAAUAUUGAUAGUUAGCAAAUUCACCCUGUAGUCCUGUGUAGUGCUACUAUAACAAAUUGAAUCAAUAAAAUCAAUUUGUCCUUGUAAGUCCUGUUCAGUCAAGGCAAUUUUCGUUACUUCCCUUUGUGAAGCUAUUGGACCACAUAAAAGUAUUUUAUUGUAUACAAAGACAUUUACAUAAACAUACGUAUAGGAAGUGUAAAUAUUUGUCUCCUAUACAAAGUUUUGAACAUUAUAAUCCGAUAUACAUAAGUCGAAAACCAUUUGACCACUUUUAUAAAUCUUUUGUAUCUAAAUUUAUGACGUCACAACUUUAAAUGUUAUUAGAGAUUUUGAAGAGCUAUGUGACCAAAUAGUCUUACGAAUUGAGCAACGAAACGCCUUCCCUGGAACAGACACCAAGAGGCCCUAGUGUAACUGGCUCCAAACUACUUUUUGUAUAUUUCUAACUCAAUAAUGUUGAGUUGUUUAUUUCAGUUUUAUUUUUAUUCUAUUUUCCAUUAAAACAUUAUUAUUAAAAUUACAAACAUUAUUUUGGGGUUUUUUAAUUAAUAUAAUACUAUUUAGAUUAUUUUUCUAUAAAAUAGUUAUGCAAAAUAUAAGUUAAUUUUAUUAUAUUUUCUUAUAUAUACUGAUAAAAAAACAAAACUUAAAAUAAGAAACAAACAAAUACAAAAAAAAAAAACAAAAAUAAAAAAGAGUAAAACGCAAACCGCAAACACGGAAGAAAAAAAGCCCAAGUUUGUUGUUUUAAAAGUUAGCCAAGAGUAGAAAAUUUAUACUUAAAUCAAAAUAACAAAAAACAAAAUCCACUCUAAUUUUCAUUACAACAACAUUCCAUUGCCAAUA
Musca domestica (house fly) is the source of this 7540-nucleotide messenger RNA. Its product is annotated as neurogenic protein mastermind-like. The coding region runs from base 1291 to 6120 and encodes 1609 amino acids. Gene Ontology annotation, biological process: chromosome segregation; positive regulation of transcription by RNA polymerase II; Notch signaling pathway. The transcript is spliced from 7 exons. Gene Ontology annotation, cellular component: chromosome, centromeric region; chromatin; nuclear speck. Gene Ontology annotation, molecular function: transcription coactivator activity. The record is from RefSeq and is a predicted model, not a curated record. NCBI's taxonomy places the organism in Eukaryota, Metazoa, Arthropoda, Insecta, Diptera, Muscidae.